Molecule: messenger RNA, 921 nt
Organism: Prorocentrum cordatum
Lineage: Eukaryota; Dinophyceae; Prorocentrales; Prorocentraceae
Source: the annotation of a GenBank genome assembly
AUGGCCGGGGCCGCUCGCCCCGCGACCGCGGUUUCGCGGAGGACGCCCGGGCGACGCCUGGCACGGCGCGGGGUCCCGCAGUCCGCGGCGCGAAAGCCGGCGGCGGCGGCGCUGUCGGCGGCGGCCGCGGCCGCACUGCUGGGCGCGGCGGCGGGCGCGCCUCCGCCGCAGGUGCCCAGCCUCUUUCGGCUGGAGAGCAGGUAUCCGCAGGAGAGACGGUUUCUGGUCGCCGAGCACCCUGAGAAGCUCUUCCCUUGGCACGGUGAGACCGCAGGCGUAGACUCGUGGUGGACUAUGAUACCCGGCAGCAGGCCGUAUGUGCGCCUGCGGAAUGCCAAGGACAUGCCGGCUGGAAACGUCUUCCUGACCGCCAGCACAGCGGACUCCGUCGUGACUUCCGACGCCGGCAGCGGGGGCGACGACACGUGGUGGGAGCUUGACCGCGCUCCCCUCGGCAGCCCCUGGUUCCGGCUCGUCAGCAAGGACCGGGAGAAGCUAGGCAAAAGGGUGUUCUUGUGCCUGCGCCUGAACUCGCUUGGCGAGGGGUGGGGCGUCAUCAUGUGGCAUAGCGUCGACGGCGACGCCUGCUGGUGGAGGGCGGCUGAGGUGAACCAGACCGAGGCGUCCAAGGUGGAGGCGGCCGGCCCCGUGGAGUACGUGCUCCCGGAGGAGGAGCGCCGGCUCGGGCCCGACGGCAUCCUCUACACGAAGAGGGAGUUCUUGGAGUAUUUCGGGAGCCUCGAGGUGUGGGACAACACGCCCCCGAUCGAGCACAGGCGCGCGAUGGACGGGAUCUACUACACGAGGCAAGAGUUCCUCGACUUCUUCGGCGACCUGCAGGCCUGGGACGAGGCAGCGCACCUGGUCCGCGGCCGCCGCCACGGCGUGCAGGUGCCGCGGGCCGAGCGCGCCGAGCUCUGA